UCUUGGUGUAACUGCGCGCUUACGCAUACGCUCGCGCUCACUCACUCACUCACUCACACUUGCACCACACACAUACACACACAGACAGACGGACAGACACGCAUAUCCUUGCAGGUACACGAGUUUGCCACAGCGCAUAAAUACACAUCCACACACGGUGUUCAUUCGCGAGUGUGAUAUCUCUUCGCACCCUGGGACAAAAGGAAAUUUCCGCAGCAAAGAAAGACGCGUCUCGCUGACCGCUGCUCACGACAAGAGCCGUGCACGGAGCAGCAUCCUAGACUCACUUUUUCAUGAGGGAUUAACACGAAAAGAAGAGCCAAUAUGCGGGAGAGGAGAUGGCUGCUAGUUGCUCUAUAUGGACUUUUCAUAGCGGUUGCCGUCUCGGAUGCGCUCAAGGCGUCGAGGGCGAAAUUUAAGAUAGCAACGUCAUCGACCACGUCCACCACCGGAGAGCCCGCCUCAGCAGAUGCUUCCGACGAUGACACCGAGGCAACGACGACAUCCGGCAGCGAAACCAAUGGGACGACGGCGCACACGCUCACGGGGAUCCCGCAGAUCGAUUACAUUUUUGAUCCCAAUCUGCCGCGCGAGCUAAACGGCUACAACUUGAGCGAUUAUCCAUUCUACGAGAGCAUGCCAAAGGACAUCGAUUUCAAAUGCGACGGACUUCAUGACGGAUUUUACGCGAGUGUGCCGCACAAGUGUCAGGUCUACCAUCACUGUCUGUACGGCACGCGCUACGACUUCCUCUGCGCCAAUUUCACCGCCUUCGACCAGAAGACCUUCAUCUGCCACUUCGUCUCGGAGGUGGACUGCGCCAACUCGAAGAAGUACUGGCACCGCAACGACGCCCUGUACCAGGCCGCGAGCAGCUCCACCACGUCGACCACCACCACGACGACGAGCACCACCACGACGACGACACCCUCUCCCGCUAGUCACGACGGCAACAAGAACGAUCGAGGCAGAGACAGAGAUCCGCCGCUGAGACGAAGGAGGCCUAUUCACAGGCGGCCCGCUUACGACUACUACGACGACGAGUACUACGACGACGAUUACGAGCCGGUGCGACCCAGAGCCGGUGGUGGCGGCGGCGGUUACGCUAGACGCGACCAGUACGACGACUACGACGAUCGCAAGUACUCGCGCAGAGACCGCGACAGAACCGACAAUUUCCGGCAUCGCGACAGAGAUCGCUACGGGCCGUCGCGGGCCAGUCGCCGAGAUCCCGUGAGGCCGAGGGACGACGCCGACGGGCCUCCUCGAUCGCGCCUCCGGGAUCAGGACUCGUCCAGGUCCAAGGACGUCGAGGAACGAGCCAAAGAUACCGACGAUCGCAAGAGAUUUAGGUAUUAUAAUGAUGAUGAUGAUGAAUACGCUUAUGGAUCUCUUUCUGAUCCCGUCAGCAGUGAAGGUCUGGUGAAACCCGCGGCGCCGCCUACAUCUCUGUACUCGAGACCCCGAGCACCGCCCAAGCUCCGCAGGCCGGUGCCGCUGUCCGAGAAAAACAAGUAUGCCUACUCCACGAGUACGACCGUACGUCCGCAGACUGCUGACGACUCUCAUCGAAGGCCGAUCGCCGAAGAUGUCGACGAACCCCGAUCGAGACCAGUCGGGCCGCAGGACGAGGACGUCGAGCUACCACCUCGCCGCAAACCUUACGCCGACUCCGAGCCUCGUAAGAGGCCGCUAAGCGACAACAUCGAUGACGAACCACGGAGAAGACCCGCGGCGGUACCGGAGAUCGCCGACGAACCGCGUCGACGACCCGCCGCGGACGUUUUCGACGAGCCACGUAACAGGCGUCCGGUUGUCAGCGAGGUCGUGGACGAACCCCGACGACGACCCUUGAUAGAGAUCGUGGACGAGCCUCGAAGACGACCUCUCGUCGACGAACUCGACGAGCCUCGCCGAAGACCGUCGGCCGCCAUAGUCGACGAGCUGGACGAGCAGCCAGCAGCAGCACCACCGGCGCGUCGUCGUCCGGUCGCCGCGAUCGACGACGUCGAGGAUAGCCCACGGGCUCGAAGACCACCGCCGCCCGUGGACAUCUACGAGGACGACGACUACUACGUCGAUGAGCUCGAGGAGGUCAAGCCGCGUUGGCUCGUGCGAACGAGGCCCCUCAGAGAGCGCGAAUAUCUCGAUAAGCGAUAUCGCGAUCGACCUUACAGAUCGAGAUACCGGGACGAGGAAGAGGAGACAAGGCCGCGCAAGCUGCCGAGCCGGCCUCGCGAUCGCUACGAGCGAGAACGAGAGCGCACCCGGGAUCGAUCUCUGGAUCGGGCCAAGGAGCGAGUCCGUGCGCAGGAGCGAGAACGAGACCGCGAGACCGAACGGGAACCGGAUCGAGCGCGCCACCCGACGCGUUCCAAGGACUCGCAGCAGGAUUUCCUCGAGGACAAGACGACGAAGAAGACGGCGCAGUUUUACGAGCGAGCGACGACUACACCCAGCAGCACGACUACGACAACGGCGGCGACGACGAUAACGACACCGGCGACGAGCGUCGCGACCACCAGCAGCACGACCAGCGAGAGACCCACCACUACCACGGUCAUCACCUCGAUGACGAGCUCGAAAAAUCUGGGCCCCUCUUCGGUCUCGCAGACUCCCGAAGAGCCGAGACCGAAGAUAUCCCUCGUAGCCAUACAACCGCAAUCGGCCUUGGAUCAUCGGCCGCAGCAGCAGCACAAAGAGUCCGAGUCUUACGAGGACGACUACUCGACGGCCGGAAAGUACUGGAAGAGCUCGGAGCAGCAGCAGCAAGAGGAACCGCAGCAGCAAACCGCGAGUCAAGGACGAGGCGAGAAGGAAGCCGCGGUCGUUGACUACGACUCGUCCGAGUAUUACGACGACGUCGAGGAGCCGGCCGUAGUGCCGAUACCACCUGCGCCUCCGGCACGAACGACCACGACGACGACGAGCACGACGACGACGACGACGCCUCGACCGACGACCAAACGGCCGUUUUUGCCGUCCCGAGGUGGAAGUCCCAACCCGAGGGGUCUGCUGCCAGUGGGUUCCAAGGCCCUGCCCAACUAUCGUCGCGACGAGAUACCCAUCAAGCAGUACAUCAAGCUGACCAGCGGUCCCGUAGACAAUGCGCCUCUCAAGCCUAUUCAGCAGCAGUCGGAGGAUUACAGAAGCAAGUCCGGCAAGAACUACGAGGAGGCGGCUCCGAUGCAGGAGCAGCACAACAAGCGACGCAGCGAACAGCAGACUUUUCAGCAUCAGCAGUCCCCGAAGGCCGAGUGGAGCCCUUUGGACUUUCAAGGGGCGCGCGGCGAGCCCAACGAGGCCCAGCUCCAUCAUCGCCAGCAGCAGCAGCAGGAGAUGCAGCAACAGCAGCAACAGCUGAGGGAGGGCCAGAACGUCCACAGCAACCUGUACAGCGCGACCUACAAGAAGGAUCGCAUCAACGAGGUCACCCAUCACAAUUUGCACGACAUACCCGAGAGCGAGUACGACGUGACCCUCAACGAGGCUCUGGCGCCCAACAACUUGCCGCAGGAGACGAGCCUACCGGCUGGAUUCGCCUUGCCGCUGCAUCGACAGCUCGGGGGACGCGAUGCAGCCCUGCAACCAUCUGAGAACACUUACAAAUUUUCCAGACCUCAGCAGCAACAGCUACCGAUGCAACAGCAAGCUCUACAAUUGCAGCUGCAGAAGCCGCAGGCACAGCCUGUUCCACCUCAGCACCAACCCUUUGCCACGGUCCAGGUGGCACCUCAGCCACCCCAGCAGCAGCAGCAGCAGCAACAUCAUCAGCCACAGAGCAUCGCCAGAAGCGUCGACAGGGGCAAGACCGUGUACUACAGGGCUCCCGAAACCAUUCAGAUAAGCGGCAGCCAAUAUCGUCCUCAACGCGCCCAUUGGACCGACUACACGGCCUACUGAGCUCUACAAUUAUAGCGAUUCACUGCUUUUACAAAUCUGCUAUAGAGAGAGACCCGAUUGACGAAUUCGCGCAAUCGAGUCGACACUUACCCCGCGCAGCUUUUCGUGCGAGGCCAACGACAACAUCUUGCUGUAACGCACGAUAUAUAGCUGCAUUCCGCGCUCGCUUACGUUCGACUAAAAUUGUUCGCUUCGUCCGCGUUGGAAGCAUCGAUCGGAUUCUCGUGUGCUUUUAAAAACAACCUCCUUACUAUCGAUUAUGUAAAUUAGUAAAGACUUUGUUAUCAAGGAAUACUCUAAAAAUACUCAUAAUAAAUCUUCUACGUUUAAGACGCUGUUUGCACGAGAUACUAUCCAUGCGAUUUAUAAUUUCAUGACAGAAGAUUAUUUUCCUGAUUAUUAUGCUCGUGAAGAAUGUCUUUGUCAGUGUUUGGAUUUGUAAGAAUGUGUCUCUUGUCGGGGUACUAUGACUGACAAGAGAAAAAGCAACUGGCGUGGCUUAGGACCGAAAAAUGAUAAAUAUAAUUAUGUCGAUGCUAGAACGAAUGCUAUUGAUAUGGAGAGUCAGAGAAUACGCUAACA
Messenger RNA from Trichogramma pretiosum, 4485 nucleotides. RefSeq names its product zinc finger CCCH domain-containing protein 13-like. Gene Ontology annotation, molecular function: chitin binding. The coding region runs from base 325 to 3903 and encodes 1192 amino acids. The transcript is spliced from 8 exons. Lineage: Eukaryota; Metazoa; Arthropoda; Insecta; Hymenoptera; Trichogrammatidae. Gene Ontology annotation, cellular component: extracellular region. The record is from RefSeq and is a predicted model, not a curated record.